GCGCGCGACAGUGCAGUUUAAUAGAUUGAGGGACGGUGGUUUAACGGAUGAAAAAUUGCGUGAAAUAAUUGUCGGCGAUAUGGACGAUAUUAAGUCCAAACUCGAAUGUCUGUCACUGAAAGAUCUCGAUAGCAGUUAUAGUUUUUUAAAAAAAGGUGUGGAAUUGUUGAAUCUCGCUCUUAAUAAGACGAAUAAAGAUUGCAAAGCGAGCGACGACCCUGCCGAUGGGACCUUGAACGCAGCUUUGUUACUUCCACAAGCGAUUCAAAGAUUAAAAAUCUCGUCCGAAGAGCGGUUCAUGGCUGCUAAAGAUUGUUUCAAAGCAUCUCGUGAGACAGCCACGCAUGCUUUUAACAAUAAAUCUCUGAGCAUCAAAGAUCGAAUUAUGGCUGCUAAGUUACGCGUAGCUGCUAGAAUUCUUGAGUCAGGUUUUGAGGACCCAGAAUCUGCGACUACUGCCUGCAAAACAGCAUUUAAAGAGCUGCAUGGUUUACCAUCGGUGCAAGAGAUGUUCUCAGCAGGGUGUUAGCCAGGCGGCCGUAUGGACGGCCACUUCUGAAGUCGGACGGCUAAAUUUUAAUGGACGGCCAUGGACGGCCUAAGGGAAUAUUUUCUUUAAAUAGCAAUUUACAAGCUUUGUAAUAUUUCUUGAAUACUUCGAAUUGUUGUCAUCUUCUGUUUACUUUAUUUAUGGCAUAUGUUUUUUAUAUUUUUUCCCGUCGAAAACACGUUGAAUAUGGCUGAAUUGAAGUAUCGACAAACGCUAUCGCUCGAGCGCAACAUGCUUUAGAGUUAUACUUACGGUAAACAUGGCUACAAAAUGAGCCAAACGCAUAAAGAAGGGGAAAAAUAUCGGUGAUUGAUAAAAAUAACUAAACACUACACUGCUGUAUUGCGUUCUUCAUUAUAGCAUAUACUGUACAUCGUAGUGAUCAUACGGUUCAUACCAUACGUGUGCUUUUAGUAAUUUAAUAACGGAAAUGUGCAUCUAAAACUAAAAGUAAAAAGGUUCAAUGAAUAGAACACCACAAUUCCACAACAACAAAAAAUUGCGGCCACGCCCAAAAACAUGUGGCCACGGCCACAAUAUUAUUUUGGACGGCCACUUUCGAAAUCCUGGCUAAAACCCUGGUUCUCAGUUUUUCUCGACGGAGGAAUGAAAUCAAAGAUUAACAAAGAAGAACGUUUGGAGAACAUAAUGUCUGUUUUGUUCGUCAAUCAUAUUUUAUUCGACUUCGCAUCCAAGUAUAGCAGUGAAUAUCCUAAUAUUUUUACCUGGCCAGGAAUAAAGCUGACGGAUCCGUCGGAUCGUAAGUUUCAUCCAAUCCUGCACGCACAUGAGAUUUUGACCAAGACAUCCAGUAGUGAAGAAUUUGUCCAACAACUCAACCGAAUUGUUGCAUACAAGGAGGGAUUGUUUAACUGUUCUUAUCGCUUUGCUUUAAAUAGUCGCAAUGGAAUUAUUCUGUUUGCUGGUGACAUGGACAUGAUCAUCCACAGCAGAGAAGAACCCCUGGAUGUUAUGUUUUCUGAACCUCUAGAAACUAAAUUCGCUGAGCAUGAACAGAAAGCUCUUGCGGUCGACAUGAAUGAUAAUGUAUACGUUGUGAGAUGGGUUAUGAAAUGUAGUACUAAUGGAUAUUUCAUGUUGUACGUUUUUUAUGAAACUUACUUAACCAAGCAUGUGUCUAUUUUGGAUUUUCUUGGGCUUGCUGACGCUGGAGAUUCUAUCUUUUUAAACAUUGCUGUGGACAAAAAUAAAAAUAUCUUCAUGAUAAAAACGUACGAUAACCAGGUGUAUGUCUCUGACAGCGGAGGACAGUUGAAAUAUAAAUUUGAACGGGAUGGUAACGAGCUACGCAGCUUGAGUAUUUCAAAUACAAAUGAUGUCAUCAUACCAUAA
Molecule: messenger RNA, 1903 nt
Organism: Paramuricea clavata
Lineage: Eukaryota; Metazoa; Cnidaria; Anthozoa; Malacalcyonacea; Plexauridae
Source: the annotation of a GenBank genome assembly